AUGAGUGGCCGAGAGGGAGCCGGCCCUGGAGCUGCAGCCCCAGCAGAAGAGAGAAGCUGCUCCUGGCUGAACCCCUGGGGCUUCCUCGUCGCUGCCCUCGCCAUCAAAACUGCCUUUGUAACCAUCUGCCUUGUUGUUUUCCUUCGUGGGAGCCAGGGCCCAUCCCAGACCCUGCUGUGGAACGGCACCGAGUGGAGCUGCGUGCCCAGCGGCGCGGCGGGCAGGGAGGAGGGCUGGAUGUGCUGCCCCAAGGGCUGGAGGUGCUUCCAAGACAAGUGCUAUUAUCUGCCCCCCGACACCAUGUCCUGGGGUGACAGCGAGAAGAACUGCACCGGGAUGGGCUCCCACCUGGUGGUGGUCAACAGCAAAGCAGAGCAGGAGUUCCUCUUCACCCUGGGAAGAGAGGCAGCUACCGAUGCCUAUGAAACCAAGUACUACCUCGGGCUGGCCGCCGACGAGCGCGGGCGCUGGCGCUGGGUGGACCGCAGCCCCUACGUGGCGGCAGAGGCGUUCUGGAAGCCCGGGGAACCCAAUUUACUCUUUGCAGAAAAAUGUGCUGCCAUUCACAUCAAGGGCCACACAGACUCCAACACUUACUACAACUGGAAUAACAUCCUUUGCUUCACCAGUUGCUAUCGAAUUUGUGAACUGGGAGCCAAAUUUGUCUAA
Messenger RNA from Merops nubicus (carmine bee-eater), 669 nucleotides. Its product is annotated as C-type lectin domain family 4 member E-like. The record is from RefSeq and is a predicted model, not a curated record. NCBI's taxonomy places the organism in Eukaryota, Metazoa, Chordata, Aves, Coraciiformes, Meropidae. Bases 1 to 669 code for a protein of 222 amino acids. The transcript is spliced from 6 exons.